AUGGGCAAAGGCAAGCACCGGGUCCCGGACAAUUGGGUCGAUGUGGCCAAAAUGGGUACACUCGUUGGUACCUCGCGGUUUGCCCCGCUCCGCGUGCCGCUGGACGAGACCUAUUUGCCGCAAUUGGAGACCAAACGGGACCAAAUUUGGACCCCGCGGGACUUUUUGGCAUUGCAGCGGGACCAAAAGUACAAUGUCAAGCUCCUGAUUGACCUGACCAACACGUCCAAGUACUACAAUGGCGACAAAGAGCUCAAGAACUCGGGUGUGCGGUAUCUGAAGCUCCCGAUCGAAGGGUUCUACGGACCACCGGACGCCAAAGAAGUGAAGAAAUUUGUGGCCCUCGUGGACGACUUUGUGGCCAAGACACCAGAGGGGACUAUUGCUGUGCACUGUACCCACGGGCUCAAUCGCACGGGGUACCUCGUAGUGACGUAUCUGGUCCAGCGACUCGCGUACUCGGUCACAGACGCACUGGCCGCGUUCAAAGCCGCGCGCCCGCCAGGACUGAUCAAGCACAUGUAUGUCGAAGAUUUGUACAAGCGGUGGGGCGCGGGCGAGAAGGUGCAGUUGCCAGAGCUGCCUGCGUGGGCGAGUGCCAAGUACAGUGCACGGGCUAAAGGCAGUGCAGGCAAAGCACCUGCGAAGGGCAGUGCAGGCAAAGCGCCUGCGAAGGGCAGUGCUGGCAAAGCGCCUGCGAAGGGCAGUGCAGGCAAAGUGCCUGUGAUGGGCAGUGAGGAGCCUAAAGCGCCUGCGAAGCGCAAGAAGCGCAAGAAACGGUCGAAGACAGUGACAAAGCUGCCGAGUGGGGACGGCGACGGUCGAGCCGCUACGGAAGGGGAGGAACUUCAAGCGUCUGCGGAAUGA
Hyaloperonospora brassicae is the source of this 867-nucleotide messenger RNA. Lineage: Eukaryota; Oomycota; Peronosporomycetes; Peronosporales; Peronosporaceae. The record is from the annotation of a GenBank genome assembly.